This is a messenger RNA of Ornithorhynchus anatinus (platypus), 4072 nucleotides long. It is a transcript of the gene ZC3H3, whose product is annotated as zinc finger CCCH-type containing 3. Lineage: Eukaryota; Metazoa; Chordata; Mammalia; Monotremata; Ornithorhynchidae. The coding region runs from base 21 to 2735 and encodes 904 amino acids. Gene Ontology annotation, molecular function: metal ion binding. The transcript has 12 exons. Gene Ontology annotation, cellular component: nucleus. The record is from RefSeq and is a predicted model, not a curated record.
GGCAGCAGGCAGGACCGGCGAUGGAGAUGGAGGAGAAGGAGCAGCUGCGGCAGCAGAUCCGGCUUCUGCAGGGACUCAUCGACGACUACAAAAAUGUCCACGGGAACUCCCGGGCCCAGCCGGCGGCCGCAGCCGGGCCGCGGUGGCCGCUGCCCGCCUACCGCGGCCGCGGGACCUUCGGCGUCGGCUAUCCCCGGCCGGUCCGCGGGGAUUUCUUCCCACACCGGGGGCUGUCCUGGCGCAAAAAGUACUCCCUCGUGAACCGGCCUCCCGGCGCCGCGGAGCAGCCCGAGGGCAGGGCGCCCCCAAGCCAGGACCGCCCGGGCCCGUCCCCGCCCGACCCGCCGAGGCGGGUCCGGCUGGGACCGGACCAGAACGUGGUAGUCGGGAUCGAGGCGCCUUCGGAUCCUGGCUCGGCGGGGGGGUCCCGGACCCACCGGGAUGUUCCCCGGAGUGACCCGGGGCUGCAGAAGAAGGAGGGAGGAGCUGGGGCCUCCAACGGCGAGGAGGAUGCCGACCUGGUCUGUCGGAAGGAGCGGGGCGAUCGCCGCGUCGGGAACUCUGCGGGCAGCGGGCCCGGCGGCCCCGGCGAGCCCCGUCGGACCGUGAGCGAAAAUGCCCGUGGGUUAACGGGCCAGGCGCCCCCAGCCCGGCCCCGGUCUAGCGAGGGGGCAGCUGGAGGGAAAGCCGGACCCCCCGUCCCCGAUGCCUUACGUUUACAGCGGCUCAGGCCCGGGAGGGAGCCGCCCCUGCGGAAUUCCCUGGCCCAGGCCCCUCUGGACGUCAGCGGACCCGGCAGACGAGCCCCGGCCACCAGAACGGCGAGAGAGCCCUCCCUGCCGGGGCCCUGCAGGACUCCUAAAUUCAAGAAGACGAACUACACGUGGGUCGCCAGCACCGUGAAGGCCCCGAGGGGCCCCCCGAGGCGAUCCCUCAGCCCCAGGGCCGCUGCCGAGGCGGCCCGGAGGGCGCCGUCGACCGGGGCGGCCGACGGGCCGAUAAAACCCCAGCCGAAGGCCGACCCGGCGGUCAGGCCGAGGAAGCCGGCCGCGCCGUCCAAGCCCGGGGGCCCUUCCAGCAAGUACAGGUGGAAGGCCGCUGGUCCGACCCCCGCCACGGCCGCCGCCUUCCAGUGGCGGGCGGAGGCCCCCGGGAGGUCCGAUGCUCCCCCGGCCUCGCCGGACCGUGCGGAUCUUCCCGCCCCAAGCCAGGCCUCCGGGGGACCCAGUGGAUGGAAGCCCGCUUUUGGAGAAACCGCGCUCUCGGCUUACAAGGUCAAAAGCCGCACCAAGAUCAUCAAGAGGCGAGGGAGCGUGAGCCUCCCAGGUGAUAAGAAGAGCAGCCUCUUGCCCCCUGCCACUCCCAAGAGCCACUACAGUCUCCGGCGGAAGCACGGCGCCCGGGCGAAAUCCAGCCCUGUGCUGAAGAAGAACCCCAACAGGGGACUGGUGCAGGUCACCAAACACAGGCUGCGCCGGCUGCCGGCCGCCCGGGCCCACACGCCUGGGAAGGAAGGGUCCAGCAUACACACCUUCCGGAGCCCCCUGGGCGGCAAAGUGAUCAAGACCCGAUACCGGAUCGUGAAGAAGAACGUGGCGUCCUCGGCCCACCAGGAGUCUUUUGGUGCGCCCAGCCCCUCCUGGAGGACCAGGCGCCUCUCUAGCCCCAGGUCUCUGGUGUUAAACCAAAUCCGGCACUCUCCCUUCGGGGGGAAAUCUCAACAGGCCCAGCAGAGAUGGAGGAGCAGAGGCUACCGCUGCAUAGGAGGCAUAAUGUACAGGGUGUCUGCCAACAAACUCUCCAAAACCUAUAGCAUCCCACUGAAGGCCAGCGAUGGGAGCACCAGAUACCUCAGCAGAACAGGAAAGCUGGACAGCCCCAGCAGCAGCAGCAGCCCCGGCCAAUCUCCCAGCUGUUCGGGCCGAGCAGCCACCAGCCGCUCCAUCGCCAGCCGGGCCGUCCAGCGCAGCCUGGCCAUCAUCCGCCAGGCCAGGCAGAGGAAAGAGAAGAAAAAGGACUACUGCAUGUACUACAACCGAUUUGGGAGAUGCAACCGCGGCCUCAGCUGCCCGUACAUCCACGACCCCGACAAGGUGGCCGUGUGUACCAGGUUUUUGCGGGGAACAUGCAAGAAGACUGACGGGUCGUGCCCAUUUUCCCACAAAGUUUCCAAAGAUAAGAUGCCGGUGUGUUCCUACUUCCUGAAAGGCAUCUGCAGCAACAGCAACUGUCCUUACAGCCAUGUCUAUGUGUCCAGGAAGGCUGAAGUCUGCCAGGAUUUCCUCAAAGGUUACUGCCCCAUGGGAGAGAAGUGCAAGAAGAAGCACACCCUGUUGUGUCCAGACUUUGCCAAGAAGGGCAGCUGCCCAAGAGGUGGCAAAUGCAAGCUCCUGCACCGCCAGAGGAAGCGCCAGAGCCAGCAGUCCAGCCCCACGGACCCCCUGGACCCAAGCGUCUCGCCAGCCCCGUGGAGGAGAGGCGAGAGCGACGGAGCAGAGAGGCAACCAGCUCCUCCAUGCUGUGCCCAGGACCCCCCGGGACCCUCCUCCCCGGACAAGAAAGAGCCGUCUCAGACUGACUCGGAAGGCCCGGGCUCCAGCACCCUCCAGAAGCUGCCAUCUUUCAUCUCCCUCCAGUCCCCGGUCAACUCUCGGGGCAGGGCCCCCAUCAGAGCCAAAGGAGAGCAGAUGGGAGAGGACACAGGGAAACCCCUGCAGAUCAAGCCGAGGCUGUGAGGUGCCCUCCGGCCCUCCUUUCGCCCUCCAGUGGCCACGACGCCCCCUCAGGAACCCACCUCCGGAGCCCCCGUCGGAACAGGCCUGCUACCUACCUCAGCCACCCACUCUCCACACUGGACCUCUGGGGCUCUCCCCCCUCGAGCCAGCGCCAGACCUUAACUGCCCCCCUCCCAGGCCCCCCGGGCCCCACCAUCCCCGGGCGUAGCCAGUCUAAGCACGUAGUUUCACCUUUCUGAACAAACUAAACUUUUCAUCUUUCAUCUCGUCAAUCCCAGGUCUCUGCCUCCUGGUCACCCUCCCUCCACCCCCAGGUCCCGUCUCCCCGCCCCAACCGCCUGACACAAGUUCCAAGAGGCCGGGCUCUUCGACUGACGCCCCCGGCCAGAUUUCCUUGAGACGGGGAGGAAAGGGGGAGGAAACUCCACCGUUGGUCCAGGAGAAUGUCCUCAGCUGCCCCAGGCAGGGUCUGGUGUCUGUGCCCUCCCCCUCCCUGCCCGUCCCUACUGCCUUCCCUCCCCCUUCCCAGACGGGGCAGCCAGAGGACAACGGUCCAUGCUGGGUCUGUGCUCGGCCUCUGCCCGGUCCCCGGAGGGAGGGACGGGGGAUGGUGUCCAGAAGGGAAAGCCUGGGGACUGCAGGCCUUGAGCUCCUCUGCGAGAAGGUCUGCAGGAAUCUCAGCGCCUAUUCCAGCAGGGGAUGGGCUCAGGGAGGGAGAGGGGAGAGAAGGGAGGGAGGAUUCUGCCAGUUCCCCUCCUCCCGCCCAAAACCUGCGGUUUCCUUAAAGCCAGAGGGAAUCUGAAAUCUGGGAUUUGUGCUGUGAAUUUGGACAGUUCCGAGCUAGUGACCAGCAAUGGCUUUUCACAGGAGUUUUCUGACAGUCCGUUCACCCGCCCUGCCUCCGGGAAAUAUCGUAUAGGUCACCGCCGGCCUCAGCUCCUCCGAGCUCAGGCCAGGCUCCAGCUCAAGCACUGCCCCCCAACUCGCCCCCUGUUUGUAGCCUGUUUUCUAGCCUCUACUCCCUUUCCCCGGGCUCCUCCAGAUUUCUUCUCUGAGCCGUGAUCUCACUGCCCCCCCAUCCUCACCCCCCGCCCUUUGCUCCUAUCUUCCUCCCUCCCUUCCACACCCACACCUUGUCUCCCUUCAUCCUUGGGGCCUAGGCCACCCACCCAGGUCACAUUGAUGAUGGUGCUAUGGAGAGAGAGGGGCUUCCAAGAGCUCCAGAACUCCCCCCACCCAGGUCUCUCCUACCCCUCCCCACCACCCCUACCCCUCUAGAUCUUCUCCAGUGAUUUUGGUAUUUUAAAAUGAGCAAUAAAGUUACCCUCUGACUCAAC